Aspergillus homomorphus CBS 101889 is the source of this 1403-nucleotide messenger RNA. RefSeq names its product alpha/beta-hydrolase. The transcript is spliced from 4 exons. The coding region runs from base 117 to 1403 and encodes 428 amino acids. NCBI's taxonomy places the organism in Eukaryota, Fungi, Ascomycota, Eurotiomycetes, Eurotiales, Aspergillaceae. The record is from RefSeq and is a predicted model, not a curated record.
GUCUCAUUCAUGUUCAAGCAGAAAGGUAUAACUAGGUUCUCGUCGGUUUCCAGCUGAACAGUAUUCUUGAGAGAUUGUGGUUCAGACAGUUCAAUCUCAUUGAUAAGAGAACCACAAUGGCCUCUUCUCCUUUCAUUAUCACAGAACAUACCGUCGAUUGCCAACAUAUCCGCGAGUAUCCUCAUGCAACGAGACACGGCGACGAUGCGCUACAGCUGGCAGUGAAGCAAUACAUUCCCAAAUCGAACCCGAAUCCCCAGCCGGGAGAUGUAACCAUUAUUGGGGCGCAUAGCAGCGGGGUGCCCAAGGAGCUCUAUGAGCCCAUAUGGGAAGAACUUCUAGCAAAGCUCGAGCAUCAAGGCGUCCGUAUUCGCUCAAUCUGGAUUGCAGACACUGCGAGCCAAGGCGCCAGCGGACUGCUGAACAAGCAAUACUUGGGCAAUGACCCAUCAUGGUUCGACCACUCCCGCGACCUCCUUCAUCUAGUAAACACCUUCAAAGCCGAGAUGCCGAGACCCAUCGUGGGAAUCGGACACAGCCUUGGAGCCGGACAAUUAGCCCUCUUGUCCCUAAUGCACUCCCGCCUGUUCACAUCCCUCGUCCUUAUCGAAUCAGUGUUUGGCCGGGACAUUCUCAGCGGAAAAGGUCUCGCGUUCGCGCAGGGAUCACUGGCUGCUCCUGACAAUUGGGCCAGUCGUGCAUCAGCCGCGGCCUAUUUCCAGAAAAGGCACCGCAGCUGGGACCCGAGGGUGCUGGAUCGGUUCCUGAAAUAUGGCCUCCGAGACGUAGAGCGGGAGAGCUCGUCGGACAAGGCCCAACGAGAAGUCACUCUCACCACUACACAACAUCAGGACGUCAUGCAGUACCUUCGCGCGAACUUCUCUCACCGCAAGCCAUUGAGACCAGAUACAGAGACUGACACCCCGGAGGACACCCACGACCCGUUGUUCCACCCGGAUGUUAUUGGCCCCGCUCACGCGAUCGCUCCCUUCUAUCGCUGUGAACCGCUCCUGGCGUAUAAGCUGUUGAAACACGUCCGUCCAUCCGUGCUGUAUAUCUUUGGCGAGAAGAGUCCGAUAUCGACGCCAAAACCGCGAGCCGAGAAGGUAGAGCGCACGGGAAGGGGCUUCGGGGGCAGUGGUGGGUACAGACACGGUAGGGUCCGGGAGGUCACGCUCCCUGCAGCGGGGCAUCAGGUUCCGUUCGAGGAUAUCGCGGGGGUCUCGAGUGCGACAGCGGAAUGGGUGAAGGAGGAGAUGCUGCGGUGGAAGAGGGAUGAGGAGAGGAUAACACACGGCUGGGUCAACCGUUCAGUCGAGGAUCGGUUGUCCUUGUCGGAGGAAUGGCAAGCUCGGUUGAAGGAAUCCUUGGGAAAGUACAAGCUAGCGAGAUCAAAGCUAUGA